AUGAUGAUUUUUGCCUUGGAGGAUCCUACGAAAAAUAAGAAUGAUAGAAGUAGUAUAAUCAAAGGGUUUGUUAUAAACAUAAAAUUAUAGAUUUGUUUAAAAAUCUAAUAGGACAUUGAAAAUCUGGUUUAUGAUAUUUAUGGUUUAGGAUUGUCAAUGACCAGAUCUUUAGACAAUAAGAUUAAUUCUUGGAAAGGAGAAAUUGAGAGGUCAGAAAUUAGCCAAUUUAUUGUAGAGGAGUAGAAUAUUUUAAUAUUUCAGGGGAGAUUGGGAAUAUUUGAGUAUAUUAAAAUGA
This is a messenger RNA of Paramecium primaurelia, 295 nucleotides long. Lineage: Eukaryota; Ciliophora; Oligohymenophorea; Peniculida; Parameciidae. The record is from the annotation of a GenBank genome assembly.